AUGGAUUUGGGUAGAAAACAAGCAAAAAAUUUUACUAAUCCCAUAAAUACGACGAGGAUUAAAUGGAAAGAAUCGAAUUAUGAUAAAGAGGAUAACGUGCCGUAUAUAGCAGGAUUUUUCGAGAGCGAAAAUUCCAAUGUUUUAGAUGAAAACGCGAAGGUUUUUUAUUAUAAUGAAAUGGCGAAAAGCGUCGUUGAUAGAGAGGUUAUGGAAAGAAAUGGGGCGACUAAAAAUGAAGGGAAAAGAGAAAAAAAUUUAAAUUACGAUGGGGAAGUUGUUAAAUUUAAAACGGAUAAUGAUACAUUAAAAUUUGAAGAUGUUAAAGAAGAAGAAUCUGUGAAUGAUGCCGUUGAUAAAAUAAUUGAUUUCGAAGAACCUCUUAAUUGCACUGAGGAGGAAGCAAAAGGAAUCGGUUUAAAAGCUAUGAAAUGUCUUGCUUAUGAUUUACGAAACGUUAAAAACAGUGAUAACAGAGAAUUUUUAAUCAAACGAGUUAAAAAGAUUGUGUUGAUUUGGUUUUGUGUCUAUUUAGCGAUUGCUGUUCCAUUAUGGUGCGAAAAAGGUUGGUGUUGUUGUUGCUUCUUUUGUAACUGUUGUAAACCGCAAAAACGUAUCGACAAGAUUAAGAAAUUUCUUGUGGAAAAUCCCGUGGGCGUUUUGAAAACUCCUAAGGGUGUAAUUAGGAAAUUUAAACCGACACCUUACGAGAAAUAUACUCAAAAGAAAUUAGAACAAGCCAUAAUGAAAUUAUAAAUAGAAAUAAAUGGGACCAAUUUUCAC
This is a messenger RNA of Onthophagus taurus, 780 nucleotides long. Lineage: Eukaryota; Metazoa; Arthropoda; Insecta; Coleoptera; Scarabaeidae. The record is from RefSeq and is a predicted model, not a curated record.